UGUGAAGUGACUGGCCGUCUCCCUCCCUCUCUCUCUCUCCCUCUCACUUUCCCUCCAUCCCUGGGGGACCUUCCACUUCUGUGACCCACUCCCGCACCCUGCCCCUCUCUCCCUUUUGCACUCUCCGUCUCCCUCUCAAUCUCGCCACGUUUCUCUCUUUCACUCAUUCUCUCUUCUUCCUAUCUGACACUGCUCUCUCUUUUUCUGUCUCUUGCUCUCUUUCUGCCUCUCUCAUUCUCUUUCUCUCUCUGUACCUCUCUCUCCCUCUCUCUCCAUCUCUGACCCUCUCUCUCUUUUACUCUCUCCAUCCCUCUCUCCCUCCCUCUCCCUCUCUCUCUCCCUCACUGACACUCCCUCCCCUCUCUCUCUCCCUCUCUCUCUCCCUCCCUUUCUCUCUACCCUCUCUCCAUUCUCUCUCUCUCCCCUCCCUCUCUCUCUCCCCCCUCUCCCCAUCUCUGACUCUGUCGCUCUCUCUCCCUCCCUCUCCCCUUCCUCUCUCUCUCUCCCUCUCACUGACACUCCCUCCCUCUCUCUCCCCUCCACCUGACUCUCUCUCACUUUCUCUCCGUGGGGCACACCCUGUGCCUCCCCAGGCCCCUUGGGUGCAGAGCUGGGCAUGGACUCGCCCCCCUUCCCCAGGACGCUGGUGUGGAUACUGCUGCUGGCUCAGUUCCCCCGUCGGAUGGUGGCCGUGUGCCCCACCCACUGCAAGUGCUCAACUUCCUUGCUUCAGUGCUCGGGGGUCGCUGGGGGAGAGGACUUCCCCUUCCUCAACCAGGAUGAGAGGGCCAACGUAACUGAAAUGUAUAUCGAGGGUUGGGCUGGACUGAAACAUCUGACUGCAGCUGAGCUGGAGCACUACACCAAACUCAGGAACCUAACAAUCACUAACUCUGGGCUGGUGGACAUAGAUGAGAACGCCUUCAUCCACAGCCCCCAGCUUCAGUACAUAAACCUGUCGUCGAACGCACUCACCUCCCUGUCCUGGAGACCCUUCCAGUCCCUCAGCCUCAUGGAGCUGGUACUGCUGGGGAACCCCCUGAUCUGUUCCUGCCGGAUCUGGUGGCUCCACCUGUGGCAGGAGAAAGGACAGGCGGCACUGGCCAAUCAGAGCCUGAACUGCCAGCACAACGGUAGCACCACGCAGCUGGAGGCACUGCGGCUGGUUAACUGCGCUCUGGCGGAGGCCACGAUCAGCAUGGAGAACCGAACCGUGAAGGCGGGAGAGAACCUCACCCUCCUGUGUCAGGCCUCAGGGACCCCCCCUCCCUCCGUCCACUGGCUCCUCGAGCAGGUCAAAUCCCGCUACUCCCUGCAGAUGGAUGCCGCUCGACCGCAGGAGGCAGUGCUCACCCUGAUUGACAUCAACCCUGAGGAGAACGCCAACAACCUGAGCUGUCGGGUGGAGAACCUGGUGGGGGCCGUCGAGGUCUCCCUCACCCUCUCAGUGCUGUACAAGCCGGAGAUCCUGAGCCUAUCCGAUGCUGUCAACCACCACAACUGGUGCUUCCCGUUCGUGAUGCGGGGAAACCCCCGUCCCACCACCCGCUGGUUCCACGACUCCCUCGAGCUGCCCGACAACCUCAUCAGCUGGACCGCCAUCUACGAGGAGUCGCCCAACGAGAUCCACGGCUGCCGAGAGCUGGCCAGCCCCACCCACUGCAACAAUGGCAACUACACCCUGCUGGCACAGAACCCCCUGGGCACCGACCGCAGGACCGCACAGGGACACUUCAUGGACGGGCCCAUGGACAUCUGUCUGACCGAGCCCACCACCCCUGUGGCGAGGGAGAGCUCCACCUCAAGGAACGUGACGGCCAAGGACAAGGAACCUUCCUUCGGGGUGUGGGUCCCAGGGGGACUGGCAGUCUUGACCUCGCUCAUCCUGAUGCUGAUCCUGGGCGUGAUUCACCGGUACCGGGCAAGCAGCAAGCUCCAGCACAGCCGAGAGGCGAAGAUGCUGGGGGGUGAGGAGGACACGGGGGUGUCACUGCACUUCCUGAACCUGGGCAUCAGUGCCAGCCCCAUGCCCAGUGGCCAGCAGGAGAUGCCCAAGAGCCACACCAUCGAGAAACCCGCAGUACUUCUGGGAGUCUCGAUCCUUCCUGAAGGAUCAUGGCUCUGGUUUGUCGGCCUGACUCUGGAAUGGGAAUUCUCUCCUGUUCCAGCUGUGCACCACAUCAAGCGGAGAGACAUCACCCUGAAGUGGGAACUUGGGGAGGGAGCCUUCGGGAAGGUGUUCCUAGCGGAGUGGGAGAAACACGGGAACGAGGAGGAACACAUGCUGGUCGCUGUCAAGGCUCUGAAGGAGGUGACGGAGAGCGCACGCACCGACUUCCAGCGAGAGGCCGAGCUGCUGACGUUCCUGCAGCACGAACACAUCGUCAGCUUCUACGGGGUGUGCCUACAGGGCGAGCCCCUGCUCAUGGUCUUCGAGUACAUGAGGCGAGGGGACCUCAACCGCUUCCUGCGGUGCCAGGGUCCCGACGCCCCCAUGCUGGUGAGCGGCGGUGAGCAGUCCUUUGGACAGCUGAAAACUCCCAGCUCCCUGCACAUUGCCCAGCAGAUCGCCUCGGGAAUGGUCUAUCUCGCCUCACUGCACUUCGUCCACCGCGACCUUGCCACCCGCAACUGUCUGGUCGGAGGCAUGGUGGUGAAGAUUGGAGACUUCGGCAUGUCCCGGGACAUCUACAGCACUGACUACUACAGGGUCGGAGGCCGCACCAUGCUGCCCAUCCGCUGGAUGCCACCGGAGAGCAUCAUGUACCGCAAGUUCACGGCGGAGAGUGACAUCUGGAGCUUCGGUGUGGUGCUGUGGGAGAUCUUCACCUAUGGCAAGCAGCCCUGGUACCAGCUGUCCAACACCGAGGCGAUCGAAUGCAUCACACAGGGCCGGAAACUGGAGUGCCCGAGGAACUGCCCCCGAGAGGUGUACGCCAUCAUGCAGGGCUGUUGGCCCAGAGACCCACAGCAGAGGCUGACCAUAAAGGAAAUCCACAGCCGCCUCCAGCGGCUGGUCAAAUCGCCGCCGGUUUACCUCGACGUGCUGCAGUAAGGGUCCAGGUCCCGGGGUGGUGUGUUACCGUGGACACCACUCUGGAUGGACACUCCCCGGGACCAUGGAGAGUGUACCGUCACUCGCAGCAGAACUAAGUGUCCUUGCAGACUGCAUGUGGCUAAGGAAGAUAAGGAAGGUU
Molecule: messenger RNA, 3197 nt
Organism: Pristis pectinata (smalltooth sawfish)
Lineage: Eukaryota; Metazoa; Chordata; Chondrichthyes; Rhinopristiformes; Pristidae
Product: high affinity nerve growth factor receptor-like
Biological process (GO): positive regulation of kinase activity; protein phosphorylation; regulation of phosphatidylinositol 3-kinase/protein kinase B signal transduction
Cellular component (GO): axon; signaling receptor complex; plasma membrane
Molecular function (GO): ATP binding; neurotrophin binding; transmembrane receptor protein tyrosine kinase activity
Source: RefSeq, a predicted model, not a curated record